Messenger RNA from Syngnathoides biaculeatus (alligator pipefish), 1387 nucleotides. Its product is annotated as histone lysine demethylase PHF8-like. NCBI's taxonomy places the organism in Eukaryota, Metazoa, Chordata, Actinopteri, Syngnathiformes, Syngnathidae. The coding region runs from base 550 to 1212 and encodes 220 amino acids. The transcript is spliced from 8 exons. Gene Ontology annotation, molecular function: histone demethylase activity; transcription coregulator activity. The record is from RefSeq and is a predicted model, not a curated record. Gene Ontology annotation, biological process: protein demethylation; regulation of transcription by RNA polymerase II.
GACUUUUUUUUUUUUUAGAUCAGUGUUUGAUCAACCCCUUGAAAAAAUUUUGAAUUUUGGAAACUUUAUUAUCGGGACACACAUUAACAGUCGCGAACAACAGUGACGCUGUUGUCUUUGAAAAUGGCGUCAGUGCAUUUUCACUACGCUGUAAAUUGAAGCUAAAGUGUUGGUUCUGGUCGCUUCCGACUUUCCAUUUUGGAUGUGUUGCGACGGUCCUACUUAGCCAUUUAAUCGUCGCUCAAUAAAAAUGCGGCCAAGGAAAUUCAUACAAGUGCCGUUCGUUGCAUAAUUAGGCCGCAGUUGCCCCCGACCUCGCGUAGGGAAUACUAGAAGCUCAGUACUAGUACUACUCCCACAGCGGCGGCGGCCAUUCUGCUCUCCUGGGUGUACCUGUGGAUGUGUCUUUGCCAGUCUGCAUGUUGAUAUAGCACAGAAAUAUUGGUAGCAUUACAAGAGUUCCAUUUGUGAAUUGGACAUUUGCAAAUCCUGACACUCACUUUAAACAGUGAAUGCCAGUAGCUUCUACACACGCACACACGUACUUACAUGUUCAGUAUGGCUUCUGUACCAGUGUACUGCUUGUGCCGUUUACCAUAUGAUGUGACUCGCUUCAUGAUAGAGUGUGACAUUUGUCAAGACUGGUUCCAUGGGAGUUGUGUAGCAGUAGAGGAAGACAAAGCAACAGAGAUUGAUCUCUAUCACUGCCCCAACUGUCAGCUCACACAUGGACCGUCUGUCAUGCGUAAACGCCGUGGAAGCAGCAAGCAAGCAGAUGGUGCAGCUGUUGGGGUUAGAGACCCUAAUCAUCUGGUGAAAACAGGCAGCCCGCAGUUUGUGAGAGAGCUACGGAGUCGCACCUUUCCGAGUGCAGAUGAAGUGUUGCUGAAGCCGUCUGGGGCCCAGCUCACAGUGGAGUUUCUUGAGGAGCAUUCAUUCAGUGUUCCUGUCAUGGUGCUCAGGCGAGACGGCCUUGGAAUGACUCUGCCGCCGGCAUCGUUCUGUGUCAGCGAUGUAGAACACUACAUUGGUUCGGACAAGGAGAUUGACGUGAUUGAUGUCUCUCGACAGUGUGACUUGAAGAUGCGACUCAGUGACUUUACUGAAUACUACAACAGCCCCAACAGAGACAGAGUGCUAAAUGUCAUCAGCCUGGAGUUCUCAGAAACCAGCUAUGACAACUCUUGUGGGAAGGCUAUCAACAAGGUUUAGAGAUGGGCUUAUUGGAAUUUGACCAGUUUUCCAGAAGCACAUUUCUCAGGCUUUCAAACCUGGUGGAGACUCCAAAGAUUGUGCGGAAGUUGUCAUGGGUGGAGAACCUCUGGCCCGAGGAGUCUGUGUUUGAGCGCCCCAAUGUGCAGAAGUACUGCCUAAUGGGAGUGAAGGA